AAAUGGCAUUACCUAAUUCACUCUUCUAUACAAUCUUCUUCAUCUUAUUCUCAUCGAUUCCAAUUGCUCACAACAUGUAUCUAAGCCCAUCACCGGCUCCAAAUCCGGCUUACGAUGAUAACGACAGUAUUGGGCCAACCGUCUUCGACGUGACUUCCUUUGGAGCCAUCGGAGAUUGUGCGACCGACGACACAUCAGCAUUCAAGAUGGCAUGGGACGUUGCAUGUAUGAGCACAGGGUCUAAGUCAGCCCUGCUUCUUGUCCCCUACACAUUCUGUUUCUUGGUCAAGCCAACCACCUUCAACGGUCCUUGCAGAACCCAACUUGUGCUACAAAUCGACGGGUUCAUUCUGUCGCCGGAUGGACCGGGGUCGUGGCCGUCGAACUACCAGAGGCAAUGGAUGAUGUUUUACAGAGUGAAUGGAUUAUCAAUUCAAGGCUCUGGUGUUAUCAAUGGCCGUGGCCAGAAAUGGUGGAACCUUCCUUGCAAACCACACAAGGGCAUUAACGGAACGACUCAACCCGGUCCUUGUGACAGUCCUGUAACGAUUCGGGUAUUUCAGAGCUCAAAAGUGAGAAUCCAAGGGCUUAACUUCAUGAACAGCGCCCAGUUCCAUGUAAGGUUUGAUAACUGCAGUGAUGUAGUUGUUGAUUCCGUGACAAUCAAGGCACCAGCUUCUAGUCCUAACACAGAUGGGAUCCACAUUGAGAAUACACAUAACGUUCAGAUUCACAAUUCCGUGAUUUCCAACGGAGAUGAUUGUAUUUCAAUUGGAGGCGGCUGCUUUAAUGUCGAUAUUCAGAAUGUUACGUGUGGUCCAAGCCAUGGGAUUAGCAUAGGUAGCCUCGGACUCCACAACUCGCAGGCCUAUGUCUCGAACAUAACAGUGACAAACUCAACCAUAUGGAACUCAGACAACGGUGUUCGGAUCAAGACAUGGCAAGGAGGGUCAGGCUCGGUUUCAAGAAUUGUGUUCAGUAACAUUUUGAUGGUCAACGUUCGUAACCCUAUAAUGAUAGACCAGUACUACUGCCAAACCAAUAACUGUGCUAACCAAACCAGCGCAGUCAUUAUUAGAGAUGUUCUGUAUGCAAAUAUCAAAGGGACUUACGACCUGAGAAGCCCACCGAUGCAUUUUGGUUGCAGCGACUCUGUCCCCUGUACCAACCUGAGACUCGCGGAUGUUGACCUGUUUCCUUCCAAAGGCCAGCAUUUGGAAAACCCAUUCUGCUGGAACGCAUAUGGAAGCACACAGAUUACAGUGCCACCUGUUUAUUGUCUUCUUGAUGCACCUCCGGACUUCUAACAGAAGAAGAUGUG
Arabidopsis lyrata subsp. lyrata is the source of this 1321-nucleotide messenger RNA. Its product is annotated as polygalacturonase At1g48100. The transcript is spliced from 5 exons. Lineage: Eukaryota; Viridiplantae; Streptophyta; Magnoliopsida; Brassicales; Brassicaceae. Gene Ontology annotation, biological process: carbohydrate metabolic process. Gene Ontology annotation, molecular function: polygalacturonase activity. The coding region runs from base 3 to 1307 and encodes 434 amino acids. The record is from RefSeq and is a predicted model, not a curated record.